ACGACCACGCCCACUCACCCGCCCACUAGAGGCUCCGCCCCGCGGCAUGACCGGAAGUGAGCGGGGCCCCCAAGAUGGCGCCCGAAACCCGGAAGUGAGCGCGGCUGAGGCGAAGCUCGGAGAGACGGAGGCGCCGCGGGCUCCGCGCCCGGCCGGACCCAGGACGGAGGUCAUGAUGCCGCCGCCCAGGAGCAAGAAGCCCAGAUAGACGCCUCGGCGGCCUGGGUCGUGGAGCCGCCCGAUGCUGGCAGUGGGGCCCGCCAUGGACGGCGAGUUUCCUCAGCACGAACCCCCGCCAGCGGGCGGCAUCCUGUACAGCCCGCCGCCGCUGCAGACCCCGCUGUGCGGGUCCGGCGUCCAGAACACCAUGCUGCACUACCCGUGGUGGAGCUCCUUCUCGCCCACGCCGUACCCAGCCUUCUCCAGCGAAAGCCACCAGUUCAUGAACUCCACCUCCUUCAUCGUCAGCCAGCCCUGCGCGGACACCAGCUGCGGACCUUCCGCCGCCACCCCCAGCUUCCUGCCAAAGACAGGCGACUUUCCUCAGGACUCCACGUACCUCGACGACCUCUCCAACGCCUCCAUCUUCUCCUCGUCCGUGGACUCCCUCUCAGACAUCGCGGACACACCCGACUUCCUGCCGGCUGACAGCCUCAGCCAGGUGCCCACCAUCUGGGAUGUGAGCACUGGCCCCUCCGCCCAGGACAAGCUGCUCCUGCCCCACGGGCCGUGGACGGGCGUCGAGGACCCCGUGUCCUCUCUCUCCAGCACCCCGCUCCUCGUCAGCUACCGGUCUCAGAGUCAGCCUGAGGAGGAGGAGGAGGCAGAGGAGGAGGAGGGGGACGAGCUGGGCCACGCAGAGACCUACGCCGACUACGUGCCCUCCAAAUCCAAGAUCGGGAAGCAGCACCCUGACCGCGUGGUGGAGACCAGCACGCUGUCCAGUGUCCCACCACCAGACAUCACCUACACCCUUGCCCUGCCCGCCUCGGACAGCGGGGCCCUGUCUGCCCUGCAGCUGGAGGCCAUCACCUACGCCUGCCAGCAACACGAGGUCCUGCUCCCCAGCGGGCAGCGGGCCGGCUUCCUCAUUGGCGACGGUGCGGGCGUCGGCAAGGGGCGCACGGUGGCUGGCAUCAUCCUGGAGAAUUUCCUGCGGGGCCGGAAGAAGUCACUGUGGUUCAGUGUCUCCAACGAUCUCAAGUAUGACGCGGAGCGCGACCUUCGGGACAUCGAGGCCCCCGGCAUCGCGGUGCACGCGCUGAGCAAGAUCAAGUACGGCGACAACACUACCUCAGAGGGCGUCCUCUUUGCCACCUACUCCGCCCUGAUCGGGGAGAGCCAGGCGGGCGGGCAGCACCGUACGCGCAUCCGCCAGAUCUUGGAGUGGUGCGGGGAGGCCUUCGACGGAGUCAUCGUGUUUGAUGAGUGUCACAAAGCCAAGAACGCCAGCUCCACGAAGAUGGGCAAGGCUGUCCUGGAUCUGCAGAACAAGCUGCCCCUGGCCAGGGUGGUCUACGCCAGCGCCACAGGUGCCUCUGAGCCCCGGAACAUGAUCUACAUGAGCCGCCUGGGCAUCUGGGGGGACGGCACGCCCUUCCGAACCUUCGAGGAGUUUCUGCAUGCCAUCGAGAAGAGGGGCGUGGGCGCCAUGGAGAUCGUGGCCAUGGACAUGAAAGUCAGCGGCAUGUACAUCGCACGCCAGCUCAGCUUCUCCGGCGUCACCUUCCGCAUCGAGGAGAUCCCGCUGGCCCCAGCCUUCGAGCGCGUCUACAACCGCGCGGCCCUGCUGUGGGCCGAGGCCCUGGGCGUGUUCCAGCAGGCCGCCGACUGGAUUGGCCUGGAGUCCCGCAAGUCCCUGUGGGGCCAGUUCUGGUCGGCCCACCAGCGCUUCUUCAAGUAUCUCUGUGUGGCCGCCAAAGUGCACCGGCUGGUGGAGCUGGCCCGGGAGGAGCUGGCCCGGGACAAGUGUGUGGUCAUCGGGCUGCAGUCCACGGGUGAGGCUCGGACCCGGGAGGUGCUGGACCAGAAGGACGGGCAGCUCGAUUGCUUUGUCUCCGCCGCUGAGGGUGUCUUUUUGUCACUAAUUCAGAAGCACUUUCCUUCAACCAAAAGAAAGCGAGAGAGGGGAGUUGGCAGUAAGAGAAAACGGCGGCCACGGGGCCGUGGGGCCAAGGCGCCCAGGCUGGUGUGCGAGGUGGCAGGCGUGAUCCGGAUCAGUGACGACAGCAGCACCGAGUCAGAUGCCGGCCUGGACAGUGACUUCCACUCCUCCCCUGAGUCCGUGCUGGAUGACGACGUAGUCAUUCUGGACGCCAUCGGGCUGCCGGCCGAUGACCGCGGGCCCCUGUGCCCCUUGCAGCGAGACCCACACGGCCCCGGUGUCCUGGAGCGUGUGGAGCGGCUGAGGCAGGACCUCCUGGCCAAGGUGCGGGCGCUGGGCCGGGAGCUGCCCGUCAACACUCUGGACGAGCUCAUCGACCAGCUUGGGGGCCCCGAGCACGUGGCUGAGAUGACUGGCAGGAAGGGCCGUGUGGUGUCCAGGCCCGACGGGACAGUGGCCUUUGAGUCUCGGGCAGAGCAAGGCCUCUCCAUCGACCACGUGAACCUCAGGGAGAAGGAGCGCUUCAUGAGUGGGGAGAAGCUCGUGGCCAUCAUCUCCGAGGCCUCCAGCUCUGGCAUCUCCCUCCAAGCGGACCGCCGCGUCCAGAACCAGCGACGCCGGGUCCACAUGACACUGGAGCUGCCCUGGAGCGCGGACCGGGCCAUCCAGCAGUUCGGCCGGACCCACAGGUCCAACCAGGUCUCUGCCCCCGAGUACGUCUUCCUCAUCUCCGAGCUGGCCGGGGAGCGAAGGUUCGCCUCCAUCGUCGCCAAGCGGCUGGAGAGCCUGGGGGCUCUGACCCAUGGGGACCGCCGCGCCACUGAGUCCCGUGACCUGAGCAAGUACAACUUUGAGAACAAGUACGGCGCCCGGGCCCUCAGCUGUGUCCUCACCACCAUCCUGAGCCAGACUGAGAACAAGGUGCCGCUGCCCCAGGGCUACCCCGGAGGAGAUGCCGCCUUUUUCCGGGAUAUGAAGCAGGGCCUGCUGUCGGUUGGCAUUGGUGGGCGUGAGUCCCGGUCUGGCUGUCUGGAUGUGGAGAAGGACUGUUCCAUCACCAAGUUCCUGAGCACCCCCCACCCCCCAGACUGCUCCAUCACCAAGUUCCUGAACCGCAUCCUGGGGCUAGAGGUGCACAAGCAGAACGCGCUGUUCCAGUAUUUCUCCGACACCUUCGACCACCUCAUCGAUGUGGACAAGAAGGAGGGCAAAUACGACAUGGGCAUCCUGGACCUGGCUCCAGGCGUCGAUGAGAUCUAUGAGGAGAGCCAGCAGGUGUUCCUUGCCCCUGGGCACCCACAGGAUGGGCAGGUGGUCUUCUAUAAGAUCAGCGUGGACCGCGGCCUGAAAUGGGACGAGGCUUACGCCAAGUCCCUGGAGCUGACGGGCCCCCACGACGGCUUCUACCUCUCCUACAAGGUCCGGGACAACAAGCCCAGCUGCCUCCUGGCGGAGCAGAACCGCGGCAAGCACUUCACGGUGUACAAGCCUAACGUGGGCCGGCAGAGCCAGCUGGAGACCUUCGACAGCCUGUGCCGGAAGUUCCACUGGGUGACGGCGGAGGAGGCCAGGGAGCACUGGGAGAACAGCUACGCCUUCUCGCUGACGCACUGCAGCCACGCCGCAUGGAACCGGCACUGCCGGCUGGUGCAGGAGGGCAAGGACUGCGUGCAGGGCCUGCGGCUGCGGCACCACUACAUGCUGUGCGGGGCCCUGCUGCGCGUGUGGGGCCGCAUCGCCGCCGUCAUGGCCGACGUCACCAGCAGCAGCUACCUGCAGAUCGUGCGCCUCAAGACCAAGGACCAGAAGAAGCAAGUCGGCAUCAAGAUCCCCGAGGGCUGCGUGCGCCGCGUGCUGCAGGAGCUACAGCUCAUGGACGACGACGUCAAGCGCAAGCACGCGCGGGGCCGGGGCCUCCCCGUGCCGCCGCCGCCGCCGCCGCCGCCGCCCGCCCUGCGCCCACUCGAGCUGCCUUGCGGCCCCGGCGAGGUCCUGGACCUCACCUACAGCCCGCCGGCCCAGGCCUUCCCGCAGCCCCCGCCCUUUGCCUUCCCGCCCCCCGACCCCGUGCCGGCCCCCGGCGGCCUGCCCCUGGGCGCCCCGGACUCCGCAGCCGACGCCGCCGCCGCGGCCUUGGCACACCAGCGCCGUGACAUCAACUUCAAGGAGGUGCUGGAGGACAUGCUGCGCUCCCUCAACGCCGGGCCUGGCGCCGGGGCGGCCGGAGCGCCCGCGGGGAGCGGGGGGCCCGAGCGGCAGAGCGUCAUCCAGUUCGGCCCCCCCUUUCCCAGCUCGUAGGCCCGGCAAGCGGCCCACAGCCGGCGUCCCAGGGGAAACUUACUUAUCUGCAAUACGCACGUCUCCGUGGACUCGAACUUCUCUCCUGCCGGCCUGGGUGGCGGGCGGGUGGUGAGCCGGGGCCCAGGGCCCCCCUGCUGACUUCCGGGGAGGGGCUGCUGUGCCCCCCCCGCCCCCCCCCCCCCCCCAGCUUCCGGAGGCCUCCACUGUAGUGCCUUCCCUACCGGGCAGACCCCUCAAGAUGCUGCCCGCCCUUUGGGGCCCUCCCAGGCAGCGCAGGUCCCACUCAGGAUGUCGCGGGGUCCAGGCUUGGGCAGGGCCCGGGGGUGAGGGGCACACCCUGCCCGUGCCUCUGCCCUCUCCUGCCCUCCAGGCCUAGGCAGGAGCUCCCCAUCCCACCUCACCCCACCCACCCUCAGGGCCUGGUCUGACCAGAAACCCCUGAAAUCCACAAAACCGGGUGGCCCCAAGAGCUGGAAACUCAGGAAACCCCAGGUGCUCAGGGCCCUGCCUUCUCUGGGGGACUCCAUGGGACAGGCCCCACCCCCAUUAAUAUAUGCAAUUCUUCCCCACUCUCUCUGCUCCCUAAAUUAUUGCCCUGCCCUCUCUCCCAGGCCCCAGAACCUGCCGUGGAGCUGGCGGUGUGGGUGGGUCCCUGGUUUCUAUGUGUAUUUAUAAUUAAUGCAGGUGUACAUAUGUAAAGAGAUCUUUUUUUAAAUAUAUGUGCCUUUUCACUA
Messenger RNA from Prionailurus viverrinus (fishing cat), 5139 nucleotides. It is a transcript of the gene SBNO2, whose product is annotated as strawberry notch homolog 2. Gene Ontology annotation, biological process: regulation of DNA-templated transcription. Gene Ontology annotation, cellular component: nucleus. The transcript is spliced from 32 exons. The record is from RefSeq and is a predicted model, not a curated record. Bases 242 to 4402 code for a protein of 1386 amino acids. Gene Ontology annotation, molecular function: chromatin DNA binding; histone binding. NCBI's taxonomy places the organism in Eukaryota, Metazoa, Chordata, Mammalia, Carnivora, Felidae.